AUCUAUUAGACAAUUAGUUCAGGCACAGUGGGGUGUUGGCGUGUCCACCUAGGUAGACUACAUUCAACUGGUUCUGUCUGAAUCUUGAGAAACCUCAAUUUCCAAAAUUUCUUGUGUUUUAUGAAAGAGUGAAAAGAAAAAUGGGGAUGAAAGUAGCAUUGCCGUUCGUGGGGAUGGUAAUAGCAGAGUGUGCACAAGUUGGGCUUAUGAUAAUAAGCAAAGUAGCCAUGUCAAAAGGCAUGAGUAGUUUCAUCUUUGUCUGUUACUCUAAUGCUCUCGCUUCCCUCAUCCUUCUCCCUUCUUCUUUACUCCACCGCAGGACAGAGAGGCCUCCACUUACCUUCUCAAUUGUUUGUGGGUUCUUCUUGCUUGGUCUAUUUGGUUGCUUGGCACAGUUUUUUGGGUAUGCUGGGGUUAACCUUAGCUCUCCUACACUUGGUACUGCCAUGCUCAAUCUUGUUCCUGGUCUUACCUUUAUACUUGCUGUUGCUUUCAGGAUGGAAAAACUUGAUGGGAGAACUUCCAGUUCCCUAGCUAAGUCCAUGGGAACCAUAAUAUCAGUUGGAGGGGCUUUCAUUUUGACUUAUUACAAAGGUCCCCUGGUUUUACUGACACCUUCCUUGAACUCAUCUCACCAACUUCUCACGCAACCUUCAAAUUGGAUUAUUGGAGGAUUGCUACUUGCAGCUGAUUGUGUUAUGACUUCUGCAUGGAUCAUCAUACAGGCAUUGAUCCUCAAGAUAUAUCCAGCGGAGCUGAUCAUUGUCUUCUUUUACUGCUUCUUUGUGACCAUUCUGUCUGCAAUAGUUUGUUUGGUUGUUGAAAGAGACCCUUCUGCUUGGAGCUUAAUACCUAAUAUAAGAUUGGUUUCCGUUCUGUAUUCGGGAGUUUUUGGCUCCGCACUUCAAGUUGGAAUUUCAACAUGGUGCCUACGGCAGACAGGGCCUGUUUUUGUUUCUAUGUUCAAGCCCCUGGGCAUUAUCAUUGCAGCUGCAGUGGGCGUCAUCUGCUUAGGUGAUACCUUGUAUCUUGGGAGUUUGAUUGGAGCAGCAGUGAUUGUCAUCGGGUUCUAUGCUGUGAUGUGGGGAAAAUACGAAGAACAGAAGAUGGUUGUGGAUGAUGGAGCAAGGAGCACUCUGUCAAGCAGCCAAAAAGUCCCUCUACUUCAAAGCCAUGUUGAUGAAAUAUAGAAGUACAUUGUGCGCAAGCCAAAACAAGGUGUCUCCACUGCCAAAACAAUUGGUCUGGGUUCACCGGAUGGGUUAAAAAGUCAGGCUAAAGUGUGCAGGUUGUAUAUGCUGGUAAUAGGCUAAGGCCUAAGGAAGUCUUGCUUCAUUUCAACAUAAGAAAUGAGGAAGAAGUCCGCAAAAGGUAUACAAGUAUAGACAGAUAGUUUCUAUUUAUGUAGAGAUGGAAGGCACGUCCAAAGAUAUACAAGCAUAUGAGAAAGGCAACAUACAAGUGGUGAUAUGCAACCAAUAUAUUGAGACCCUUGGCCUCUAUGCUCUCUAUCGUUGGCCCCUUCUUUUACUGAUAUCAGAGGCAGUGUAUAAAGCCUGCAAGUUGGCGAGCAAUAAACCGAGAAGAACUGACAGCUAAGCUAAGAGUCAGCUUACUGUCAAUAGAAAAUAUUGAAAAUUCCACAUUUUUGGACGACUUGUAAUUAAAAUUACAUAUGAUUAUCUCAUCUAUUGACUCUAUCACCGGCAUGACCAACUUUAUCAUUAAAUUUAAUAUGAUACCGCAUUGGGUACAA
Molecule: messenger RNA, 1756 nt
Organism: Ricinus communis (castor bean)
Lineage: Eukaryota; Viridiplantae; Streptophyta; Magnoliopsida; Malpighiales; Euphorbiaceae
Product: WAT1-related protein At3g28050-like
Exons: 9
Coding region: 141-1190 (349 amino acids)
Cellular component (GO): plasma membrane
Molecular function (GO): transmembrane transporter activity
Source: RefSeq, a predicted model, not a curated record